Messenger RNA from Puccinia triticina, 573 nucleotides. RefSeq lists its product as uncharacterized. The record is from RefSeq and is a predicted model, not a curated record. Bases 1 to 573 code for a protein of 190 amino acids. The transcript has 4 exons. Lineage: Eukaryota; Fungi; Basidiomycota; Pucciniomycetes; Pucciniales; Pucciniaceae.
AUGCCCUCAAUCCCCGCGAUGUUUGGGCUGCUCGCCGUGCUCGUAAGCGUGCUGCAUCUGGCUCACGCGAAGCCCGUCCUGCCGCCCUUCGUCGCUCACUCGUAUGUCCGCCUGGCCAACCGCGACCAGCCGGCGUCGGGCGCCUCCAGCGACGACAACCAGGUCGCGUUCGCCGUCUGUCCCGCGGCCGGGUACGAGAUCCAUGGCGAAGUCAACGCUAUGACGAUCACGCCCUGCCAGCGCGCCGCGCCCACCGACCCGUGCACGUUCAUCCGCGGCAGGAACUACACCAUCGAGCUCGAGUUCCUGUCCUACCUUGAUGCCGAGAACCCUCGGAGCUCGAUUGUGGCUGGCGACCCCAAGGAGGGCCCGUACGCGUACUCCGGCCAGAGCUUCGCCGCGUGCAAGUACACCAACUGCCCGAUCCACGCCAACGUCGCCUCCACCUACGUAUACCAUUUCCAGACACUCGCCUCUGACUUCAACUACCUCACCUUUAACGUCACCAACGACUUCUUCGGCCCCAGUCUGUUCUGCGCCGGCACGCCCAUCAACUUCCAGCAACAGCCCUGA